Messenger RNA from Erinaceus europaeus (western European hedgehog), 1218 nucleotides. RefSeq names its product basic proline-rich protein-like. Bases 1 to 1218 code for a protein of 405 amino acids. The transcript has a single exon. The record is from RefSeq and is a predicted model, not a curated record. NCBI's taxonomy places the organism in Eukaryota, Metazoa, Chordata, Mammalia, Eulipotyphla, Erinaceidae.
AUGUGCGCCCGCCCCGGGGAGGCCCCAGGCUGGAGGGCGGGGGAGGAGGAAGGGCGGGUAAAGGGCGCGCGCGACCGCGAGAGCGGGCACGCGCUGCAGUCUCCUCCUCCCUCCUCCCCCACCCCCCCCUCCGGUUCCCCCCGCCUCCGCAACCCGGCGGGGACCCGGACGCCGCGCAGCCGCCGCCAGCCCCGGAGCGCAGCGGCCGCACCGCCCCCGGGGACCGGAUCUGGAUUCCCGCCGCCCCCUCUUGGGCCCCCGCAGCGGCCCCGGCCUGGCUGGGCGAUCGAGCAGCCGGAGAGAAGCGGCCUAGCCUGCUUCCCGCCCCCGAGCCACCCACCCGGGCCAGAGGCGCCACCACCGCCCAGCCACCCCGACGCGCACGGAGGAGCCCGGCGCAGAGGCGCGACCGCGGCGGGAACCACCGCCUCCUCCCCCGAGCCUGCGGCCCAGCCCCGCCGGCGCCCCCGCCCCGGCCUCCGGGGAGCUGAGCCAAGGAGAGGGCGGGAGGACGGCGGCCGGGAGGCGGGGGCGCAGCACUCGCCGGCCCCGCCGCCCCCUCCGGCGGCCGCCGAGAACUGCGCCAGCCCGCUCGGAGAAGCGCGGGCUACUCCGCCUGCGGCUGAUUCUCCACUUGGGCCUCGCUUCCUGCCUUCCCCUCCCCCGGCUCUCAGCGUCCUCAGUGCCCUGACCCUCUCCCGCCCAGUCCCUUGCCUACAGGUCGCCUCGGGUCCCCUCCGGGCGUCCACCGCACCCGCGGUUCGCUCUCCGCCGCCCGGCCCCGCGCGCGUCCUCAGCCGCCUCGGUUACCCGGCGCAGCGCGGCCUCCGGGCUUCCCGCUCCGGCGGCUCCCUCCCCGGCUCUGAGCGGCGGCGCCCUCCCCCGCUCAGUCGGGCACAGCCGCAGCUCCCUCCCGCGGCGGCAGCGGCUCCUCCUCCGGGCGCGGCUGCUGCUGCUGUGGCGGCGCCGGCUGUGGCUGCUGCCUGCUGCUCCUCGCGGCGAAAAGCACAAAGCACAGCGCCCUCCGCCUGCAGGCAGCCCGCCCGCCGCCCGCCCGCCCGUCGGCCCCGGCCUCAGCUCGCACACCCCCCGCCGCCGCAACAGCCUCCGCCGCCGGAGCGGGGAGGAGGAGGGAGGAGGAGCGGGAGGGGGGGCGGGAGAAGCGGGGCAGCGAGCGCGUCCUUCCCCGUAGAGCGCACACCGACCCCCGGGGAGUGA